This is a messenger RNA of Arvicola amphibius (Eurasian water vole), 1958 nucleotides long. RefSeq names its product EMI domain containing 1 (gene Emid1). The transcript has 15 exons. The coding region runs from base 30 to 1370 and encodes 446 amino acids. The record is from RefSeq and is a predicted model, not a curated record. Gene Ontology annotation, molecular function: protein binding. NCBI's taxonomy places the organism in Eukaryota, Metazoa, Chordata, Mammalia, Rodentia, Cricetidae.
GCGACCGCGGCAGCGGCAGGGACGACAGCAUGGGCGGUCCGCGGGCCUGGACACUGCUCUGCCUCGGGCUCCUGCUCCCGGGAGGCGGCGCCGCGUGGAGCGUCCCGGGCGCCCGGUUCUCGGGUCGCAGAAACUGGUGCUCCUACGUGGUGACCCGCACUGUCUCGUGCCAUGUACAGAAUGGCACCUACCUCCAGCGAGUGCUGCAGAACUGCCCGUGGCCCAUGGGCUGCCCUGGGAGCAGCUACAGGACGGUGGUGAGGCCCACAUACAAAGUGAUGUACAAGAUAGUGACCGCCCGCGAAUGGAGGUGCUGCCCUGGACAUUCAGGGGUGACCUGUGAGGAAGGCUCUCCUGGCCUCCUGGAGCCUACAUGGUCAGGCAGCAACAUGCGACGGAUGGCAGUACGGCCUACAGCGUUCUCAGGUUGUCUCAACUGCAGCAAAGUGUCUGAGCUGACCGAGAGACUGAAGGUGCUGGAGGCCAAGGUAGCUGUUCUGAGUGUCACAGAGCGGACAGUGUCCUCAAUCCCAGCUACCCCUAAGGACUCUGCCCUGCUUUGGGGUUCCCCACCUGCCCAGGGCAGCCCUGGAGAUGGAGACCUGCAGGACAGAGUUGAUCCUUGGGAGCUGCCUGGGCCCACUGGCCCCAAGGGAGACAGUGACAGUCAGGACCCAGUGAGGAUGAGAGGCCCACCAGGUCCACAGGGACCCCCAGGGCGCCCUGGCCAGACAGGAGCUGCCGGCAUCCCUGGAGAGAUGGGCCCUCCAGGACCUCCAGGACCUCCUGGGCCCCCAGGCCCCCCAGCCCCUGUUGGACCACCCCAUGCCCAUAUCUCCCUGAAUGGAGAUCCAUUACUGUCUAACACCUUCACUGAGACUGGCAGCCACUGGCCCCAAGGACCCACUGGACCCCCAGGCCCUCCAGGCCCCCCAGGGCCCAUGGGUCCCCCCGGACUUCCUGGCCCCACGGGUGCCCCUGGGAGUCCUGGACACAUGGGAACCCCGGGCUCUUCUGGACCCAAAGGACCCUCUGGCCACCCAGGAGAGAAAGGCGAGAGAGGACUGCCUGGGGAACCUGGCCCCCAAGGGUUAAUGGGGUUGCCGGGAGAACCUGGCCCCAAAGGAGACCCUGGUGAGAAGAGUCACUGGGCUCCUAGCUUACAGAGCUUCCUGCAGCAGCAGGCCCAGCUGGAGCUCCUGGCCAGACGGGUCACCCUGCUGGAAGCCAUCAUCUGGCCAGAACCAGAGCUGGGAUCCGGGGUAGGCCCUGAUGGCACGGGUCCCCCCAGCCUCCUUCGAGGCAAGAGGGGAGGACACCCAACCAACUACCAGAUCGUGACCCCCAGGAGACACGACAGGAGGAGCUGAGGAUGGUGGUGGCUUUUCAGGGUUCCACACCAGGCUUCCUCCCCUAGCCUGGACUUGGCCAGCUGCCUCCAGAGACUGCCAGUUCCUAUUUAUUAAUAUCCUCAGGGACCCCUGUGCCAUCUUGGCCUUAGGGAUAGGCAGGCAGGUCUCAGUGAUGUCAGCCUGUACAUGACAGACUAAGCAGGGACUGGGCCCUGAGAGGAAGCCUACUCAAGAAGUCAGGCCUAUUUCCCCCCUGUGAAAUGGGGUGAAAAGGGGAGUGGGUGGAGGUACAAAGCUUCCAGUCUUUUAAAGUAGGGACCUGGGACUGCCUGGCUCUGUAGACAUGUAUGGAUCAAGGCAGAAGUCUCAGUCCCCCUCCUUAAGACCGUGGGGAGCCCUGUUUUUUGGUGCUGAGUUCCCACCUGAGUCCAGGCUGCUCAAUCCCCGACUGAAUGGUUGGUGCUCCCUAAGUCAGUUCUACCCAACCCCAUUCCCCAGUUUUCCAUGUGGGGAUGGGAUGUAUAGAAAGGACUCCCACUCCAAGUAUCUGCUGCAGUUGCCAUGGAUUGCUAUGUACGGGACAAUAAAUGCCCCUGCCUGACCCUA